AUGGCGAACGAAGGAGUCUUGGCCGCUCUGGAGAAGGAAUUUCGGCCGCUCCUGGCACCAAAGCUACUUGCGGAGGCUAAGGCUGCACAAGUCGUAUGGGCACGGGUGAAAGGUUAUCCAGCGUGGCCCGCACAAGUCCUGACUGAAGCUGCGGCAUUGCGCCGCAAGGAUCUGGGCCAGGAGCGCCACAGCAAGGGGAACAGUGUUCCGGUCAUGUUCUUUGGUACAGUUGAGGUUGCCUGGGUCAAGGAUGCUGAUGUUGUGGACUUCAAGGAGGGCUUGUACCAGGGCUUCUUCGACCGGAAGACAAAGCAUUUUCGCCUCGCACUGGAACAGGUUUGCGAGUACUUGGCGCUUGACCGGAAACGGAAGGCGCCACCGAAGUGGUGGUGCAAACCUCCGUCUAAUGGCCUUGAUGAGCAGUCGGACGGUCCGUCGCCAAAGCUGGUCUCGGCGUCUGGCAAUGGCGCUGCGAAGGGUGCAGGGCAGCGGCAGGACGCAUCCAAGAGUUCCCGCCAGCGCGCUAUAGCACCUGAGUCUGGCAGCGGCACUUCCUCAGGAGAGGAUGAAGCUCAUGCGGCGCAUGCUUCUGGGAGGAAGGGGUCAGCGAAGCCUGCAGGUGGAAAAGAAGCAGCUGGGGGUAAGCCGGUCAAGGAGGCAGCUGCUACUGGCCUUCCGGCUAAGCUCCGUGAUACCUCAGCCGGACGCGUGCCGCGGGAGAACGGCUCCACGGCUGCGUCAACCAACACCGCAGCCCAGGCGCAGGCAAAGAAGCCGCCUACGGCGCCGCAGGCAGCUGCUAGUCGACAGCAAGUGCUGGUCAAGGAGUCAAACCCGGCUGGGGACGCGGCAAGGGAAGUGAAGGAUACUCGUCAGGGCGCAUCCGCAGCCAAUUCCGAAGGGAGAGCCCCGCCACCACCCCCGCAACAGCGGUUAAGGUCAAGCGCCGGGGCCUCUUCCGCCUCCGUUAAGGCGGGCGAUGCUGGCCUGCCUCCACGGAAGCGUGUUAAGGUCGAAGCUGGUGCAGGAGCGGUGGUUGGCCCCACGGCGGCUUCCGCGAGCAGUCUACCGCCGCCACCUGUAGUUGCGGCAAAGCGGACGGCUUCGGUCGGGGAUGAUGCGUGCGAACUUGGUGCUGUCUGUACUAAUGAAGUUGACGUCCUGAAGCUUCCAGCGGAGAUCCGCCGCCUCGCGGGUAUCCGCCUGCCUGCACUCCCCAAGAAGCCAGGGGCGAGAGUAGAAGAGUCAUCGCGGGAGCAACCUCUUCCCAAGACGGAGCAUGCCGCAGCUUUAAAUGUAGCCAACGGGCCCGCCACGGCAUCUAAACGUGCAUCAGCUGUUGGCGAGAAUGCCGGCAUGGAGCUACGCUCUACUCGGCCCAAACGGACGAGCAGCGCUGCCGGGGCUAACCAGCCUGCCGGCGGGCGCUCCACUGAAGCUGGUCAGAAGAAGCGAAGCAGGGGCCGUAGCUCUAGUGGGGAGUCAUCUCAAUCUGCUGCGUCAUCUGACGGCCAGGAAGAGGAGGAGGAUAAGGAGGGGCAGAGCAGCGGAGAGGAAGAUGAUACCGACGCGGCAGCUUGCAGUAGCAGCAGCGGUAGCAGCAGCGACGAGGAAAGCAGCGCAAGUGAGGAAGUUAGCGACGAUGAUACGGCGAUUGCCGCUGCAAGGCGGAGUGGCAGGGGCGGAGUUGCGCAAUCGCAUCGAAAAGCUUUGCGGUCAAAGUCGCUUUCGCAACCGCCGCCUGCAAGGGACCGUAGAGGGGAGAAGCAGCGGCGGCUUGCGCGCCUUGCAGCGCCUGAGCCUGCGAACCGGCGAACAAGCUCCCGCCUUGCACGGAAGCCCCCAGAGGCUGCCCCGUCGAAGAAGGCCAUCAAUGAAGACUCGGAUACCGCUGACAGUGGCGAUCCGAGCGACGAGGCUAGCGAUAGCGACAGUGACGAGGGUGGGGGCGGGGAGGAUGAGCGGAGUAGUUCGGAAGCGGCCAACAGCAGCAGUAGCAGCAGUGGUGAGAGCGACAGCGAUGACGAGGUGACCGCUAAGGAGUCUGGCGGUAGCGGUGAUGUCGGUAUCAAGCAACGCCUGCGCACGCGGGCAGUGCAGGCCGCGCAUGUGCGGCCGCAACGUGCUCCCGCUUUACAGAAGGCUUCAGCGGGCCCAUCUUCGCAACCUCCGAUUCGGGAGGCGAGCCAGCCUGCGGACCAGCUUGCAAAGGCUAGCACAGGUCGAGCGGAUCGACAUGUUGACACUCCGGACGAUGACAAAGGGGCCCAGCGGCGCCAGGGCAGUGGCAGCGUCUUAGCUCCCCCGCCCAGGGCUAUUCCUCUGGAGCUCCGCCGUCUCCAGACCAGUCCGUCGUCGGGGAUCCAAGCGGUGGAUACAAACGAGCCACGCACGCUGAGAGACCGGUCAUCCCCUGCUCAGAGGACCCUAGCCUCAACUGGGGUCACUCCAACGCAGACCGCGACGGCGGGCGCCUCGGCUGGUUUUAAACGUGGUGAGGAGCGCGUGUCAGAGGACGGCAGCGGGACCAGCAUGUCCCGUGUUGUCGAGCGUUCAAUGUCGCCAGAGCAUCGUAGGGAUGGCCAGAAGACAAGCUCUGAGGCUGAGGCGAAGAUGCCGCCCAGGCCUGCACGAUCGCAAGUUGUCGACGGACGCAGCAGCAAGGCCGGCUCGGUGGCCGGCUCCGCAUCUCCUCCACCCGCGCCAAUGCCUGGGGUCGUGCCCGUUCGGAAAAAGCCGGCGUCCUUGGGGGUUCCCAGCACAGCAAGAUCGGCGGGACAGGUCGGCGCCCGGCAGCUACCGGCCAUCACGCCUGCAAAGGCUGUGCUGCGCAGCUUGACGUCCAUGGGUGAUGGGCUGCCGUCAAGUACAAUGCAUGCAAGCGGGUGCGGGGGGACCUCUGCCGCAGGGGCAUUGAUAAUGCCGAUUGCAGUUUGUGUUCCCAAGAAGCCAUCUACCGGGCCGCCGACCCGGAGACUCGUGGAGCCGAGUCUUGAAGCCUCUGCCUUCUCAACAGGUAUGCCUGACGUGGUGUCCGUGGAUUGUGAUGCGGACGCCAAGCAUGCGUCAUCGCCAGACAUUGCAGCAGCGGGUGCCGUGGAUGCUGGGGACGGCUAUCUUCCACGAUCGCCAGAUGUGUCAGCAAAAGUCUCAGGAAUGCGGAUGCUGGAGGAGGGAUUGGCAGGGGACAGGCAGGGAGUUGCAAUGGAUGAGCAGCAGCAAGUCGAGCUACUGGUGCAUUUGCAGCUGGGGCCGGCAGAGCAUUGCGCAGAGCAUGACCGGGGGCAGGCUAUGCCUUUGGCGGACGAACGGGCUAGCUCUGCCGAUGCGGAACAUGGUUUUGAACAUGGGACGGUGCCUGGAGCCGAAGCCACCGAGGCCACGAAGGAUCUCGCUAAGCAGAUGCAGCGGCAAGCGCCUGAGCAAUGCGAGGCCCCUGAAGCUGCAGUCCGGUGCAUACAGCCAAGGCUGGAGCUCGAUGUCAAUCUUGCGGCGAAGCUGGAGCAGCAGGACCAGGUUGACCAUCAACCUAGCUCAUGCUGUCAGCAGACGCUAACGAACACCCUUACGGAUCCCGUCGAGCAAGCGGCGGCCUUGACCUCGCGGAGCUCCGUUGUCCACGACCAGGAGAAUGAACCAGUGAAUCGCUCACCAGCACGUGCACUGUCAGCACCGGCGCAGCUGCAGCAGGUUGCCGCGGUGCAGGCGGCUUCUGCACUGGGGCCGCAGGUACGCAGCAGCCCUGGAUCGCCCAUUCAUGACGAGGUGCUGCUUUCGGAUGAGCAGCUACCGGAUCAGGGUGAAGCCAUGGCGGAGCACGACGGGUACGCUUUGCCGCCAGAAGAGCGACUCACACUUGGCUCCAGCGGCGGCAUCAGGGGCUCGGCUUGCUUGAGACAGGUCGCCGUGGCCGAUUCAGAGGCAGCGCGCGAGGCUCCGACCAUGGCCAGCCCUAGUCUCGCCGCCCCUUUUCCGCCACUAGAAGGCCACGGCGCUGUGUCGGCGCCGCCGGCCUGCGCUGGAAGCCGCGCAAGCAGUGAAGCCGGGUGUGGCGAUGGCGCGCCUGCGGGCGUGUCGGGUGCAAGCUGUAGCGCCACGUUAUGGGGUGGAGACGACGACGCAGCCGCUCGUGCACGCGCGAUGGAGCUGGAGGAGCUCGGAGAGGUGGCAGCCGCGCUUGCCGACCUACAGCAGGCCGAGGUUCCGCGGCCGGCCGCGGAACUUCGGCCUGCUUCCCAUCCAGCAGCUAGCCAGCUGCCGGCCGCCCUCCAGGCGGACUCGCUGCUUAUAGACCGCUCGCGGAGUCGAGGGUCACGAGGCUUGCCGCACAGCUCAGGCAGCCAGGGCAACCUGGUAGCUUCAGAAUCGCUUGUAUCAGAGGUUUUCAGGUGGCCGCAGCCCGAGCCCCUCUUGCCGGCCCAGGACCAGUCGUUUGCGCUCCCGCGUGACUGGCUGGUGACAAGGCCGCCGCGAUACGAGCCCAUAAGACGCAACGUUUGGCUUUCGCGGAAUAAGCCCAAGCGACUACCUAAGGACGAGAUCAACAUCUGCGCGUGUCGCCCGCCGCCGUUUGCAGCGCCGGGAGAGCUCCAGCGGAUGGGCUGCGCACAGAACUGCCUCAAUCGACUAUCAUCUGUCCUAUGCGAUGCCAAGCUUUGUCCUUGCGGCGAGCUUUGCAGCAACCGUUCCCUGCACCUGCUACGGCAACCCAAGACCGAGGUGUUUCUGACGGAGAAUAGGGGCUGGGGCGUACGCACCAUGGAACCGCUGUCCAAGGGCGCCUUCAUCAUCGAGUACGCAGGGGAGGUCAUUGACGACCGGGAGCUCGGGCGGCGCAUGGAACAUGCCCGAAUGAACGGCGAGCCCCAUUUCUACAUAAUGGAGCUGGCAGCAGGGCUCUAUAUUGACGCUCGGCGCAAGGGCAAUAUAGCACGUCUCAUCAACAGCAGCUGUGACCCCAACUGCGAGACGCAAAAAUGGCACGAUGCCUCCACCGGGGAGAUCCGCGUUGGGAUUUUUGCAUCCCGUGACAUCCCACCGGGCGAGGAACUUGUAUACGAUUACUUUUUUUCCACGUACGGCGCCAUAAAGCAAUCCGCAGCGUCAUUUGUGUGCAUGUGCGGCUCCAAGAACUGCAGGGGCACCAUGGACCUUCAUCCGGAAAAGCGUCGCGACCUGGGACGCCGCGUGGAGGUCUUCUGGGACGCCGACGGGCAGUAUUAUCGCGCCGUGAUCGUUGCCUACCACCCUACCAGCAAGAAGCACACUGUCAUGUACGAGGACGGUGGGACCGAGAAGCUCAGCCUGGACGAGGUGCCGCACAGGUGGAUGGACGAUGACCAACCGCGGACAUCUGCGCAACAGCCUGAGUUGCCGCACGGCGGGCCUAGCGGGGAUGCGCAGACUGUGGUUGCGGAUCCGCCACAAUCCCAGCCUCAACCGCAGCAGCGGCUGGGUAUGCAGACACCUGAAGUUGAGCUCCCGCAGCAGCGGCUACAGGAGGUUUCGGCGGUGGACGACGAGUUGGCAGAUGUGCUCCCCGGAGGCCGCAGCGUUCCAAUCGCAGCGGUACCCUCACAAGUGCCGCCACGCCCACUCAUACCCAUAGAUCAGCGCUGUCUACUGCCGCCACUUGGCAGCACUUCCGUAGAGGUAGUCGGCAUCCAAAGCCAUGGCCAGGUGGGUAAGCACAGGCAACCGGGGUCGGAGCUGCAUCUGCCGUUGAAGAAGAGGCCUCGAAUGGUGCAGCACCUUACUCUGUCAGCUCACCAGUACGCUGGCCUCCAGCCGUCGCCGCUGUCGAACACCCUUGGCACGUCAAUUAGGGCUGGGGAAACCGUCCAAGAGGCUACGCAACCGCAAACAAGCGGCGGCAGUGCAGGUGCUGUCGUCCUCCCGGUGUCGGGACACAACCGCUAUUCCAUUGGCGGGGCCGACAGUGCCGAUGGCGAGCCGAAUGGUCUGAGCGCCCGGACUAGUGCUAGGCGCGAGUCCAGCGUUACGGCCAGCGGACGCAUCUCCAGCGUCGCGGCAGAUGAAGAUGAUCUGAACGAGGAUCUGGAUUCCCUGUUAGAAGCUGCAGAGGCUGUAGCAGCGCUUCGCACGGCACCCAUCAGCAAUCCCGCGGCCCUGCACGCGCAGCACGAGGCGAUGUUGCCGCUACAGCCUCGCCGCGUGCGAAGCGGAUCUUUGGCGGCAGCUGGUCUGGGCACCGUGGCCAUGGUUCUGACAGCGAAGGCAGCCUCACCGCGACACCUGGCCGCCGUGCAGCGUUCCGGCCCACCGAAUGGUCUGCCUCCUCACGGCGGCAGCCGUCCUAGCGCCACUACCGCGCCCCACCCGAGUAGCAGCAGCUCGGGCUUUAUACCCCAUCAGGCAGGGGGCUGCAGACAGCACCCGGCUGGCAAUGGUAGCGGCCACCAUACCAGUGAUGGCGGGGUUGGUGGGCUGUACGAGUCUUAUCAACAUCAGUCGCAUGGAAGGAAUCGGCGCUUGAGCGGCGAACAUGACGGCGGCACCGGUCCGGCUUCGUGGAAUCGUGGGAAGAACGGUAACGGAUCACAUUGUAGCGGCGACGUUAACAGAGAGGGUCUAUUAUGGAAGCUUGUGGGGAUUGAGAAACCUAAGGACUUGUUGCCGCUGUUUUCUGGCGAGUGCGAGAAGUCGCGCAAUGGAGGUGUCAAGGGCAGAGCUGCCAGCAGCGCUUGGAUUCCGCCCACACACCCGUAUGAUAAGCUCUUACGCGCGUUGGAGGCUUCGGAGCUCUUGCCGCAUGCGGAUCAGCUCAGGUUGUUUGCACACCAGCAUAGCCAACAACAGCAACUGCAGCAACACCAACAGCCGCAGCAUCAGCAACUACAACAACACCAACAACCACCGCAGCAGAUACAGUCCCCGCCGCCGCAGCAGCAGCAGCAGCGCGUCCACCAGCAGCAGCAGCCCCAGAUCAGCUAUGGGCAACAGGGCAUCGCCGGCAUUGGCGCGUGGCUGCUUUUGCUGACGAUCCAAAAGCUCCGUAGUAGGCGGCAGCUCGCAUGAGACUGGUGCCCCGGGAGAAUCCUUGCAGCGCCUGUUGCUUCGACUGUGUAGUGGGAGUGCGCGGACCAUAAGCGUUACAUGUGUUCGUUGGAGGUGUGUUGACUUGUGACAAAGCACUAGGCGCUGUCUGAAGAUCUUGACAGCGCCUUGCGCUGUUGUGAAUGCUAAGACGCGGAUCGUGUCACCGAGCAAAGGUACCGUCCAGACGGGCUCCUUCGCAGCCGGUUCCAGGCUCGCGCUUUCCUGAGUAUGUACGCUUAUCAUUCCGUCAGGGAUGUCCCACACGGAUCCCAGCGCGGGGGCGUAGAAAUUGCGACGCAGGACCAGGGCAUGUUGAUACACGAUACGCAAUUGCUGGUGGUACACGGCCAUGGCUGAAUGCAUUAUCAUCGAAUGCCAAUGUCUCGUGUGUCUGUGCGUGUAGGCCAUCUGCGGUUGUCUUGGACCGGAUUUCCGUGGCUGGCUAUUAGGCAGCUGCCCAUGGUGGUGGGCAUGUUGCGGU
Molecule: messenger RNA, 7540 nt
Organism: Volvox carteri f. nagariensis
Lineage: Eukaryota; Viridiplantae; Chlorophyta; Chlorophyceae; Chlamydomonadales; Volvocaceae
Gene: VASHH1
Product: histone H3 Lys 36 methyltransferase/ASH1
Exons: 12
Coding region: 1-7038 (2345 amino acids)
Biological process (GO): regulation of DNA-templated transcription
Cellular component (GO): nucleus; chromatin
Molecular function (GO): histone H3K36 methyltransferase activity; protein binding
Source: RefSeq, a predicted model, not a curated record